AUGCUGAAGAUCGCCUCACUUCUUCUCGCGUCCGCGCUACCGGCGUCUGCCCUGCCGGUGUGCCUCGUUCCCCUCGGAUUCGCGCCAGCGGCCAAGCCCUCCAAGUGCCACCCGAACGCGAUGGAGCCCUCGUUGCGCCGUGAGGUGCGCGAGCUCUCGGCCGCUGAGUGGAAGCGUUACACCGACGCGCUGUGGGUGUACAAGAAGGGAACGCGGCUGUGCACUGACUCCUUCCUGCCCACGUACGACGCGGCGGUCGCGUUCCACGGGCUGUCGGCUGACAACGAGACCUACGAUCAGGCCCACAAAGGACCCAAGUUUGGUUCCUUUCACGGCAUGCACCUCGCCGAGGUGGAGCGGUGCCUCCGGCAGAUCGACCCAGAGCUUGAGGGGAUCCCGUAUUGGGACUGGACUAUCGACCCUAUGGGCGUCUUCACGCCACAGCUCUUCGGCUCACCCGGCACAGCCGAAAACAACUUCUCCGUGGUGGACGGCCCGUUCAAAGACUGGCCCAUUCCCAUGUUGAACAGUCCGACCCUGGCAAACCUGCCCUUCAGUCUCGACCUCUUCAAAGGCAACGCGCCGUGCCACGGGCUGCACGACAAGUACUACCCCAUGGCAUUUCAGUUCAACAAGGAGGGUGACGCGCCCUAUGACACUUGCAAGGGCUUCUCGGGCAAGACCCCGAGCGUGAAGGAGUGCUACUCCUACCUAGCGGUGUACGACAAGUACGUCGAGAUGCCAUCUCGCGACGAGCUGUGA
Emiliania huxleyi CCMP1516 is the source of this 762-nucleotide messenger RNA. RefSeq lists its product as hypothetical. The transcript is spliced from 3 exons. Bases 1 to 762 code for a protein of 253 amino acids. Gene Ontology annotation, molecular function: oxidoreductase activity. Lineage: Eukaryota; Haptophyta; Isochrysidales; Noelaerhabdaceae. The record is from RefSeq and is a predicted model, not a curated record.